Molecule: messenger RNA, 677 nt
Organism: Solanum tuberosum (potato)
Lineage: Eukaryota; Viridiplantae; Streptophyta; Magnoliopsida; Solanales; Solanaceae
Exons: 3
Coding region: 30-677 (215 amino acids)
Source: RefSeq, a predicted model, not a curated record
AUUGGAGCAAGGCUUGGAAAGGUGUACAGAUGAGAAAGUUACUGUGGUGGUCUGCAUGGUACACCUAUGAAGAAGAAUUUCAUGAUCAAUUGAAAGUCAUGGGUGCUGUGUCUAAACAAGCUGCAAAGGAUUUGGUAUGGUACCCUGCACAAAACUGGUGCAGGGCUUAUUUUGACACAGUCUGCAAAAAUCACUCAUGUGAGAAUAAUUUUACCGAGUCAUUCAACAAAUGGAUUCUAGAAGCAAGGGCAAAACCUAUAAUCAAGAUGUUAGAAAAUAUUAGAAUCAAGCUUCAAAGAUCAAAACAACCAGCCCAAGAUGUGCCAGUGUCAGCACCCCAAGCCAGUCAAGAAAAAUCUGGUAGUGUCUUCAUGCCUACUCCUAGCUUUAUUGCUUCUUCAAGUCAACAGAGUAGCCAACCUGAUGAGCAACAUGUUGCACCUUCAAGUGCAGUUGCUGAUGAGGAUGGAGGUGAGCAUGAAAGUGAAGACGAGCAGACAAUUCUAAGGCCGAAGGCAAUUUCUGAAGCUAGGACUAGGCUUCAAGCUAAAAAGAUACAGAUUCGACCAACUGGUACCAAGAGGAUUGGCUUCAAAGGAGAUGACAAUGGUGUGAGCAUUCCAACUAAUCUGCCAUACUCACCAAGAAAAUUGGCAUGGAAAGGGAAAAAGCUAUGA